Molecule: messenger RNA, 4505 nt
Organism: Apaloderma vittatum (bar-tailed trogon)
Lineage: Eukaryota; Metazoa; Chordata; Aves; Trogoniformes; Trogonidae
Gene: MAP2
Product: microtubule-associated protein 2
Exons: 12
Coding region: 1-1704 (567 amino acids)
Biological process (GO): microtubule cytoskeleton organization; neuron projection development
Cellular component (GO): neuron projection
Molecular function (GO): microtubule binding
Source: RefSeq, a predicted model, not a curated record
AUGGCGGAGGAUAGGAGAGAAGAAGCCAAAGCACCGCACUGGACUUCGGGUCAGCUAACAGAGACUUCUUCACACCCACAUUCACCUGAAAUUAAGGAACAGGGCAGCGCGAGUGCAGGACUGGUCAGAAGUGCCAAUGGAUUUCCCUACCGAGAGGACGAGGAGUCGGGGCUGGGCGGCCACGAGCAGCCAGGGACGUACGCUCGGACCAAAGAGAACGGGAUCAAUGGAGAGCUGUCAGCAGGGGACAGGGAGACCGCAGAAGAAGUGUCUGCGAGGAUAGUACAAGUAGUAACAGCUGAAGCUGUAGCAGUCCUGAAAGGCGAACAGGAAAAAGAAGCCCAGCACAAAGAUCAGCCUGGACCAUUACCUUUAGCAGUCGAAGAAUCAGCCAACCUGCCUCCUUCCCCGCCUCCGUCACCAGCUUCUGAGCAGACUGGAGCUCUGGAGGAAGCAGCAGGUGGUGAAACAAACCAGGCUCCUGGUGUAUUUAAGCAAGCAAAGGAAAAACUAUCAACUGCCUCUUUGUCAAAGAUUCCUGCCUCAAAGUUUAGAGCAAAGUCAUUGCUUCCUCCAAGACCCAGCUCAGCUUGCUCAUUAACUACUAAAAGGGCCACUUUUCUCGAUACAGACAGUUAUUAUGUACGGCCCUCCUCAGCAGGCCCAAGAGACUGCUUGCCCUACUCAAAAUCAGAUGCUAAGGAUGGAGUAAGCAAGAGUCCCGAAAAGCGUUCCUCUCUACCGAGACCUUCCUCUAUCCUCCCUCCUCGAAGAGGUGUAUCAGGAGACCGAGACAGAGAGGAGAAUUCUCUCUCCCUCACAGCUUCUCUUUCCUCUUCAGUACGACGGACCACCCGAUCAGAGCCAAUUCGUAGCAGAUCAGGAAAAAGUGGAACUUCUACGCCCACUACUCCUGGCUCCACUGCCAUCACUCCAGGGACACCACCAAGCUAUGCCUCCCGUACCCCUGGCACUCCAGGGACACCCAGCUACUCCAGAACCCCCCACACUCCUGGGACCCCCAAAUCUGCCAUACUGGUACCUACUGAGAAAAAAGUUGCCAUAAUUCGCACUCCUCCUAAAUCUCCAGCCACUCCGAAGCAGCUACGAGUUAUUAAUCAGCCUUUACCUGACCUCAAGAAUGUCAGGUCCAAAAUCGGAUCAACAGAUAACAUCAAAUACCAGCCUAAAGGAGGGCAGGUUAGGAUUUUAAACAAGAAGAUCGAUUUUAGUGAUAUUCAAUCCCGGUGUGGUUCCAGAGAUAACAUCAAACAUUCUGCAGGGGGAGGAAAUGUACAAAUCGUAACCAAGAAGAUCGACUUAAGUCACGUGACUUCCAAGUGUGGCUCACUCAAGAAUAUCCACCAUAAGCCAGGAGGUGGCCGUGUGAAAAUUGAGAGCGUGAAACUGGAUUUCAAAGAAAAAGCUCAGGCUAAAGUUGGUUCACUGGAAAAUGCCCAUCAUGUACCUGGCGGUGGUAACGUCAAGAUUGACAGCCAGAAGCUAAACUUCAGAGAGCACGCUAAAGCCCGUGUCGAUCAUGGGGCUGAGAUCAUCACACAGUCACCAGGCAGGUCCAGCGUGGCUUCACCACGCAGACUCAGCAACGUCUCAUCCUCUGGAAGCAUCAACCUGCUUGAAUCGCCCCAGCUUGCUACCCUCGCUGAAGAUGUCACGGCAGCCCUUGCUAAGCAGGGCUUAUGAAUUUGCUCAUUUUGCGUUGUAUGAAGUAAUAAUAUUUAGGCAUGAGCUCUUGGCAGGAAUGGGCUCAGAGCAGAUGUUACAUUCAUUCUUUACUAUGUCUAAAACUAAGUCACAUCCCAAGAUUGUAGUUACCAUACAGUUAAAAAAAAACCAGAAAAAAAAGUAAUUCAAUAGAUGCAGAAAUUGGCCUGAUCUCCAUUUACAACAGGAAGACACUGGCUUUACAUGGGUAUACAACUGCAGUAUGUUACAUUGGACAAUUAUUGUUGCUCUGCUCUGUCUUGCAUGGAGUACCGUACUAUGAUAAAAUGCAUUUUUACCUUUCAUGUGCCUGAAGGCCAUCCACCUUUCUGAAGAGCCUUGUUAGUAUCCCAAGUUGCUCAUUUCACUGUUCUGUUGAUAGAUGGGGAAAUAAAAAAAAGUUGCCCAUUGUAAGUUAUUAUAGGUUAAAUUGACAGUCUGCUUACCAGAAGGAAGGGCAUAUAGAGAAAUUCAAGUUUAAUUAAGAAAAAAAUAUGUGUUAUUUUGUAUAAAUGAGUAGAACAAAAGUUGAAUUAAGUUAUUAACAUUUUUUGGACCUGGUUAAUUACGUCAGUGUAUAGCUGAAAAGCCAAUAAAUUAUUUAACUAAUAACUAAAAAUAGUAGUCGAAAACAUUUGAACCAUGCUUGGGGAAGUGAUGUAAAGAAGCUGUUGAAAGCAAACACUUCCACCCCAACGGACUUGUGUCUGAUUAGAAAGUUGGUUAAGCGGCUAGAUUUGUGUACGCACCACCAGUUUCACAUCCUUUCCAUCUGUUUGAUACAGUAUUAUAGAUAUAUAUAUUUCUCUGUGGCCAUUUGUGAUACACCCUCCUCAUAUACUUGAAUAUUCUACUUCUUUAUUCACAGUAUCUGUGUCUCUUGCACCCUUUGGUGUUGCAAUUUUAGGUAUGUAAAAGUAGAUGUUAGCAGGGUUUUUUUCCCUACUCAUAAGACUACAUUUAAAAAAGAUGAAAAUUUUAGCAUGAAGUUGCUUUCUGUAACAACUAAAAGCCGUGACCCUGUUUUAGUGCCAGAUGCAAGUCUCUUCUGUGAUGCUAGAAAAAGGAUUCCUUCCCUCUUCCCUUCCCUCCUUUCUUCACAAAGGUAUGAUUUUUGUGGGGUCCAGAUAUUUGUAAAAGGGUCUCCAAAGAUGGCUGAGUUUGGAUUCUGGAUUUUUAAAAAUUCCACGAUAGUUUGAUUCCGGCUUUUUUUCUUUCCCCUUUUUUUUUUUUUAAUACUCCUGUAGUAACAGUGAAUGUUAGAUUUAUUUAUUUUUUCUUUUGCUAAAGUUGAAACACAGGAAAAAGUAUUAAGAUGUUGUUUUCACUCCUUUAGUGAUGUCUUGUGUACACUCAGGCACUCAGAUAACAGUGAUAAAAAUAACAGAGACGCCUGUAAAUUAUAGUAUGUGAAUAAAUAAAAUGAGCUCCCUAGACUGGGUUGCCAUAGCAAUUCAUCAAUAAAUAGGGCAUCUUAAAAUCUGAGCAAAGUGGGAUUAUAUUGACUAUAAAAAGUAUAAGGAAAAGUGUGCAUAAAAGAUAAAGGGCAGAGAUACAGAUAAACAACUGAUCUAACGGAGUUACCUGUGAGAACUCUGAGCUAUCUUACGGACUCUAAGAGAACACUGAAGGUAAUAUGGUAGUAUUACAUAUCAGCAGAUAAUAAUCUGCUGAUACUAUAUAUACAGUAGACAUUAUGAAAUGACCAGUUUACAUUCUUGCAGAUUGUUUGAUCUUUUCCUUUUGAAAUCUCUAAACUUUGCACUGUCAGUUGAGCUAUACUUGAUACAUGUAUUAGGUUAACAUUGUGUGUUGGAAGCUUUUGAUCUGUUCUUGUUCCUUCUUAAUUUGUGUGUGUGUGUGUGUUGGGGUUUGAUCUGAAAAGACUUAGAGCAGAUUUUUAUGUCUGUGGAGAAGGAGUCUAUUAAUUAAUAGCCCAGGAUUCCCCAUCAUUAAAUUCAGGAAGUAAAUGCACAGUUACUAGACAGUAAAUAUUUAGUGGACCAAAGGGGGAUUUUUGGCUAAGCUGUCACAGCAAUACAAAGACAAAACAAAAUGGUUAAAUCUCUAAAAAUUUUACUGAAUAUGAACUCUAAUAGGCCUGCACACAACAUUUCAGCUCUACAAAAAGCUUUUUCACACUAUAAAGUACCUAAUACCAUUUGUAAGUCGGUUGUUUUAUACACAGGGCAGUGAGUUUAGAACCACAUUAAGUGCAUCUGGAAGAUCCUGAUUUCUGCCUUGUGUUUGUCAUACUAUUGCUUAGAGUAAACCUAAGAAAUUACAUGGAAACAGUGUCAAGUGAGGUGCAUCACAAGCCUCUUCCCAUUUUUCCAGAAAAACAACAGACAGAAAGAAAAAACAACAAUAUUUAUAUCACAUUGCUAUACUGUCACUUAAUAUAAAUUAGCCUUGCAGUGGGUUUGGUUUCUUUUUUCAUGCCUUUUGCCAAUGUGAAAGAGAGUCUAUGGUACUACUGACCCUCAGCUUCUCUGAAGCUGAACACCAGCUAGUGAGAACAGCGUUAACCUGAGACUCAAGCUUUUUUAUUCUGCUUUUAAAAUUUACAUACUCUAGAAAAUGAAGCUUAGUUUAAUCCACCUAUGAGUCCAAAGUUAGAGUGGUGUAACACACCAAGUCAUUUAUUUCAUGCAUAAAAAUGAGCUUACUUGUCUUGAUUCAAGCAAAGACCUUUGUAAUCGUAAUCAUCCUUCCAUAGAAAGAAUCCUAGAAUGCUGUGGAGUUAAAUGAAAAGAAAUCAAGAGUUUUGUGCUGUUAAA